Molecule: messenger RNA, 1313 nt
Organism: Chlorocebus sabaeus (green monkey)
Lineage: Eukaryota; Metazoa; Chordata; Mammalia; Primates; Cercopithecidae
Source: RefSeq, a predicted model, not a curated record
AGGGCUCCAUUCUGGCUUCACAAAGGCUGCAUUGUCCAACUCGUGAAUGGGUUCCUUCUGCUUGGACCAAGAGGACCGUUUGCAGGGGGGAGGCAUCCAGAAAGAGCCCAAGGUCCAGCAUAAUAACCUGCAUGUGCCUCCACGCACAUGGGAUGGCCCUUUAAAAGGGAGGGCCUGGCUGCGGGAAGCCAGAGACAGCUGGGCCACUGGCAGGAGGGAGAGUGAAGAUGGCAGAGACCAGUGCCCUGCCCACCGGCUUUGGGGAGCUCGAGGUGCUGGCUGUGGGGAUGGUGCUGCUGGUGGAAGCUCUCUCCGGUCUCAGCCUCAAUACCCUGACCAUCUUCUCUUUCUGCAAGACCCCGGAGCUGCGGACUCCCUGCCACCUGCUAGUGCUGAGCUUGGCUCUUGCGGACAGUGGGAUCAGCCUGAACGCCCUCAUUGCAGCCACAUCCAGCCUUCUCCGGCGCUGGCCCUACGGCUCGGAUGGCUGCCAGGCUCAUGGCUUCCAGGGCUUUGUGACAGCGUUGGCCAGCAUCUGCAGCAGUGCAGCUAUCGCCUGGGGGCGCUAUCACCACUACUGCACCCAAACUUCACCAGCUUCCUCUUCACCAUGUCCUUCUUCAACUUCGCCAUGCCCCUCUUCAUCACGAUCACAUCCUACAGUCUCAUGGAGCAGAAACUGGGGAAGAGCGGUCAUCUCCAGGUAAACACCACUCUGCCAGCAAGGACGCUGCUGCUCGGCUGGGGCCCCUAUGCCAUCCUGUAUCUAUACGCCGUCAUCGCAGAUGUGACUUCCAUCUCCCCCAAACUGCAGAUGGUGCCCGCCCUCAUUGCCAAAAUGGUGCCCACGAUCAAUGCCAUCAACUAUGCCCUGGGCAAUGAGAUGGUCUGCAGGGGGAUCUGGCAGUGCCUCUCACCGCAGAAGAGCGAGAAGGACCGAGCCAAGUGAGCCUACCAUCCUGGACUGAGCCCCAGGCUGGGAGGCUGCCCCAGGAGUCCGGCCCAGCAGCCUCAGCGGCCAAGCCCAGACACUCACCUACCUUCCCCAGUGGCCCCGUGGAGCCUGGCCCUAGGCUGGACACAAGGAUUCAGAAAGACAACAGGCUGCACAGAAAGAGCCAGAUGGACCUGAGUGUCGGUCAUAGCCCUCUACACUCGAGACUGAGAGUCUUCAGGAAAGUCACUCCUUUUAAAAAAUAAUAAUAAAUUUAAGGGGGUACAUUGCAGUUUUGUUACAUGGAUAGAUUGCUUAGUGGUGAAGUCUGGGCUUUUAGUGUAACCAUCACCCUAAUAAUAUACAUCGUACCCAUUAA